Messenger RNA from Trichosurus vulpecula (common brushtail), 2034 nucleotides. RefSeq names its product receptor accessory protein 4 (gene REEP4). NCBI's taxonomy places the organism in Eukaryota, Metazoa, Chordata, Mammalia, Diprotodontia, Phalangeridae. Gene Ontology annotation, cellular component: endoplasmic reticulum membrane; endoplasmic reticulum tubular network; cytoplasmic microtubule. The record is from RefSeq and is a predicted model, not a curated record. The transcript has 7 exons. Gene Ontology annotation, molecular function: microtubule binding. Gene Ontology annotation, biological process: endoplasmic reticulum tubular network organization. The coding region runs from base 465 to 1310 and encodes 281 amino acids.
CCCCCUCCCCCUAUCCCUCUCUCUGUCUCUCCCUCCCUAGGGUCACCCUCCAGGAAAGUGAAGGUUCUCUGCCUUUAACUGGGUCCCCGUGGGUGUCAGAGAAGGUUGGGAACAAAUGGCCCGUGUUCUUCCCAGGUCCUUGCUGGUUUUGCUCCCCACCCCAGCUGGGCCCUCCACCCUCUGAGCAUGGCAGAUUGCCUUCUGCCCUCACCCUGUGGGAGGCCACUGCAGGCCCGGGCAGGCCUCAGGGACCUAGUGGGAUGGGGAGGGGGCCUUCAGGGCACUGACUCAGGAAUCAGGAACACUGGAUGUGCAACUCAGAAACAAAGGCACUGUCAAUAUGUGGGAGGUGGGGACAGGGAGCAGAGAGUAUAAUCUUAGAGACCGUAAUAGUGGCAAAAGCAUAGAUUUGGAGUCCUGUCGUUUCAAACAGCCCUGCUGCUGUGGUUGUUUGGGUGCGUUAUAUGCCUUCUCCAAGCCUGAGCUGCCUCCUCUGUAAAGUAAAGGAAUUGGGCUAUAGGACCCCCUCUGAGCCUUUCCCUUGGAUUUCCUCCUCUCCCUCAUCCAGGCUGGUAUUUGGAAUGCUGUACCCUGCCUACGCCUCCUAUAAAGCUGUGAAGACUAAGAAUAUCCGGGAAUAUGUCCGAUGGAUGAUGUACUGGAUUGUCUUCGCCUUCUUCAUGACAGUAGAGACCUUCACGGACAUCUUCAUUUCCUGGUUCCCUUUCUAUUAUGAGAUCAAGAUGGCAUUUGUGGUGUGGCUCCUCUCCCCUUAUACCAAGGGUGCCAGCCUGCUUUACAGGAAGUUUAUCCAUCCAGCCCUUUCCUACCGUGAGAAGGAGAUCGACUCAUACAUUGUACAGGCGAAGGAGCGGAGCUAUGAGACGGUGCUGAGCUUUGGGAAGCGAGGUCUUAACAUCGCUGCCACGGCUGCAGUGCAGGCGGCUGCCAAGAGUCAGGGUGCCCUCGCUGGUAGGCUUCGGAGCUUCUCCAUGCAGGACCUGCGCGCCAUCCCUGACAAUCCUGCUCCACCCUAUCAGGAUCCCCUCUACCUGGAGGACCAGGAUUUGCACCGGAGGCCACCCAUCAGGUACCGUCCCGGGGGCCUCCAGGAUAGUGACACUGAAGAUGAAUGUUGGUCUGAUUCCCAGACAAAGGCCCACACCCUUCCCCGUCCAAGGGAGAAGCCCUUGGUACGCAGCCAGAGCCUACGAAUCGGCAAGAGGAAGCCCCUGGUGAGAGAGGGUACCUCACGCUCCCUGAAGUCCCGAACUCGGAAGAAGGCAGCCCCAUCAGACCUGGACAGCUAGUGCUGGCUGGUUCCCAUUCCGCUCUACCUCCAGCGACCUCCCCCUUCUCUGACAUCCCACUCUCUCCAUGUAGAGGGGAGAAUGUUGGGUCUGUGGACACUGGGAAAGGCAGAAAUGCCCCUUUUUUGUGAUGGUUUUCAUCUGUUUCCACCUGAUCUCUCCUUGCCCCGAUGCCCUCUCCCUCACUAAUAUCCUCUGCCCAUCAAAGUGCCUAUGGUGGACUUGAGAGGUUCCUAGCCCCCUAACCUGCCAGCUUGGACUACUUGCCUGAGAAACCCUGGACCCAGCCCUGACUGGCACCUCCUCCUGGCUCUGGGGCGGGGGUGGGGUCAUGGUCAUGUGUUCUUAGACCAAGUCACUAAAGGUGUCACCAGUUGGCAUUGCUCAAUUUCUGUGUUUUUGAUAUGCCAAAGCAAAUCCCUCCUUUGUACUUUGACCUGAGGGUUAUUUAUUGCCCAUCUUUUUUCUGGCAUCGUCUUUCACCCCUAACCCAUAAUGGUUAGGAGGUAGGGGGAGCCUUUGUUCCCCUUCCCUAAUUCUUUUACUCUCCAUCCUAGGCCCAGCUUUGAUCAUUCCAUCCCCUUCCCCGUGUUACUUGACAGGCCUCUUCUGGGGGUCAUAUGUAUGUGUGUGUAUUUGUUUGUAUAUGUAUAUAUGUGUGUUGGUUGGUGUAUGGCCAAGUUUAUAAUGGUUUUGAUAAAUAAAUACAUGGAAUUUUCUCUUC